Molecule: messenger RNA, 1134 nt
Organism: Capsella rubella
Lineage: Eukaryota; Viridiplantae; Streptophyta; Magnoliopsida; Brassicales; Brassicaceae
Product: chlorophyll a-b binding protein CP29.3, chloroplastic
Exons: 2
Coding region: 141-971 (276 amino acids)
Biological process (GO): response to light stimulus; photosynthesis, light harvesting in photosystem I
Cellular component (GO): chloroplast envelope; chloroplast thylakoid membrane; plastoglobule
Source: RefSeq, a predicted model, not a curated record
ACGCUGAGAUAAGGCUUCUUACAUUUACCAUCACAUAUAAAACAUAACGUUAUUAUUAUUCCUUAAAAAUAAAAAAAACCUAUAUGUUAUAACAUUGGAAUCAUCAGUCUCUAACCAGUAUCACACCAAUUAAACUCAAUAUGGCUACCACCACUGCAGCCGCAGCCUCGGGUAUCUUUGGGAUCCGGAUUCAAGAUCCUAGACCUGGAACCGGGAGGGUUCAAGCCAUCGGGGGGUUUAGUUUCGGAAAAAAGAAACCCGCUCCACCGCCCAAGAAGUCAAAGCAGGUCCAAAACGACGGAGACAGACUAGUCUGGUUCCCCGGUGCAAACCCGCCUGAAUGGUUGGACGGAUCGAUGAUCGGAGACCGUGGGUUCGACCCUUUCGGUUUAGGUAAACCGGCUGAGUAUCUUCAGUACGAUUUCGACGGUCUUGACCAAAACCUUGCCAAGAACGUGGCUGGUGAUAUCAUCGGGGUCAUUCAAGACUCCUCGGAGAUCCAACCGACGCCGUUUCAGCCGUACACUGAAGUCUUCGGGAUCCAACGGUUCAGAGAAUGUGAGCUGAUCCAUGGAAGGUGGGCUAUGCUUGGUACUCUUGGCGCCAUCGCCGUCGAGGCUCUCACUGGGAUCGCAUGGCAAGACGCCGGAAAGGUGGAAUUGGUGGAAGGAUCGUCGUAUUUGGGACAACCAUUGCCGUUCUCGCUGACGACUUUGAUAUGGAUAGAGGUGUUAGUGGUCGGGUACAUCGAGUUCCAACGUAACGCUGAGCUGGAGCCGGAGAAAAGGAUUUACCCGGGUGGGUAUUUUGACCCGUUGGGACUUGCGGCUGACCCUGAGAAGUUGGAUACCUUGAAGCUGGCGGAGAUAAAGCACUCUCGUCUCGCCAUGGUCGCAUUUCUCAUCUUUGGUCUUCAGGCGGCCUUUACCGGCAAAGGCCCCAUCAGCUUCCUCGCCUCCUUUAGCAAUUAAGUAAUUUCUGAAAUGAGACUAUCUAUCUAUUUAUUCUAUUGAAAUAUAAUUAUACUUUUAAAAACUGUAUAAUGUAUCACAAAAGAGGUUGUUUGGUAUUGUUGCAACUGGUUUAUCGUAUCAAUCGUUUAAAGCCGCUAUAUAUAUGUUGAUCUUGUGUGUA